AUGAUGCCUCUGUGCCCUCUCCUGCUUCCGCCAGGCGAUCAGAUACAUUGUAUCGGGACGUUGACUGACUUCUUCACAGUUUCUACAGUACUUGGAGACGUAUCAUUCCAGUACCAGCCCACAUAUCAUGAUUUGGGACACUUUUCCAUGAUCUACAGGGACACCACUGCCCCUGCCGGCCAGGUAGCCACCCUCGCUCGUGGAGCGGAAUACUACGACUUUAUCAGACAAUAUGAUCUGUCCGAUGGUGUAGCCAUCCUUCAACUCUUCGUGUAUGCACAGAAACUUGUUAUAGUCUCUGGAGCAGCACAAGCUGGUGUCCACCCUAUGGGCGGUGCAUUGGUCGCUGCACCUCCUCUCCAGUUGACAUCACUCAUAAACACUGUGGGACUCACUGCACCUCCUUCUGUCGCUUCAGUCUCCACCCUCAGCCUGACGCAGGCAUAUCUCAAGCAUGAGUUCCCUAUGAUGAAGGCCCAAAUCGACCAUUAG
This is a messenger RNA of Sparassis crispa, 492 nucleotides long. RefSeq lists its product as hypothetical. Bases 1 to 492 code for a protein of 163 amino acids. The transcript is spliced from 2 exons. NCBI's taxonomy places the organism in Eukaryota, Fungi, Basidiomycota, Agaricomycetes, Polyporales, Sparassidaceae. The record is from RefSeq and is a predicted model, not a curated record.